Molecule: messenger RNA, 908 nt
Organism: Arachis ipaensis
Lineage: Eukaryota; Viridiplantae; Streptophyta; Magnoliopsida; Fabales; Fabaceae
Source: RefSeq, a predicted model, not a curated record
ACUGGAGCAUAUUAUUGAAGAUCAUCAGAAUACCAACUACGAUGAUGAUGAUAAUAGUCCACAGAAAAAGGAUUUUGUUGACAUAUUGCUAUCAUUUUUGGAUCAACCCAUGGAUCCUGAUGAAGAACAACACAAACACGUUCUGACAAGAAAUGACAUCAAGGCUGUUAUGAUGGACAUGAUUGGUGCAGCAUAUGAAACAUCAACUUCGGCAAUUGAAUGGGUUAUGUCAGAGCUACUAAAGCAUCCUAAUGUGAUGAAGAAACUUCAACACGAGAUACAACAUGCAGUCGGAGGAAUUAACAAACAAGUUGAAGAGAAUGAAAUAGAGAAUAUGCCUUAUUUGGAUAUGGUUGUGAAAGAGACCUUAAGAUUAUACCCAGUUGCACCUUUGUUAGUGCCUCAUGUGUCUCGAAACGACGUCGUUAUUGAAGGUUAUUACAUAAAAAGAAAUACACAAAUCAUAAUAAACGCAUGGGCAAUUGGAAGGGAUCCAAGAGUUUGGUCAGAAAAUGCAGAGAAGUUCUAUCCAGAGAGAUUCGAACAUGAUAAUGUAGACAUUCUUGGAGGUGACUUUAGAUUCAUACCAUUUGGUUCUGGUCGAAGAGGGUGCCCUGGAGCUCAAUUGGGAUUUGCAACUAUCAAGUUUGUUGUGGCUCAGUUGGUGCAUUGCUUUAACUGGCAGCUCCCUUUUGGCAUGUCUUGUGAUGAAUUAGACAUGAAUGAAACAUUUGGCGUCACUAUACCAAGAACUACACACUUGCUAGCUAUUCCAACUUUUAGGCUAAUAGCUGAAGCUGCUAGUGAUAAAGAAUAAUGCUGAUAAGAACUUUUUUUUGGCUCAUUUAUUUAAUACUCGCUCGUUGUCUAGUUAAGUAAUUUAUUGUGAGACUAAGAUAAAUUAUAUC